AUGGAGCGGCCCUCGAAGGAGGAAGCCUUUGCCCCUCCGCUCGCGAGGCAGCAGCGGGGGCGCACCGCAGAGGCACCGGUCCCCGGAGGCCCCGCGGGCCACACGGUGAGAUGUGGAAUCCCCCUGCGCGAAACCGAGUCGACCUUUGUCGCCUGGCGCCGCGCGCGCUGGCUGUGCGCUGGGGCCCUGGUGCUGGCCGCCUGCCUCUUCGUCCUCGGCUUCCUCUUCGGAUGGUUUAUAAAAUCCUCCAGUGAAGCUACUAACAUUCCACCGCAUAAUGUGAAGAAAGCAUUUUUGGAUGAGUUGAAAGCAGUGAACAUCAAGACAUUCUUGUAUAAUUUUACACGGAUACCACAUUUAGCUGGAACAGAACAAAACUUUCAGCUUGCAAAGCAAAUUCAAUCUCAGUGGAAAGAAUUUGGCCUGGCUUCUGUUGAGUUAGCCCUUUAUGAUGCCCUGUUGUCCUAUCCAAAUAAGACUCAUCCCAACUACAUCUCAAUAAUUGAUGAAGAUGGAAAUGAGAUUUUCAACACAUCAUUAUUUGAACCACCUCCUCCAAGAUAUGAAAAUGUUUCAGAUGUUCCACCUUUUAGUGCCUUUUCUCCACAAGGUAUGCCAGAGGUUUGGCUUGGAAACUUCCAUGAAGAGACUUGCUGCUACAGUGAGCUGUCCCCUACAGAAUUUCAGUAAGAUUCUGAAAUUUGAAGCACCAUGUAAAACUACAGGCCAGGAGCAAUGAAAAAGUAAGGCUUCUUUGAAGUUCUCAUUGAGGAGUAGCAAAAGCCCAUGUGUCCUCCCUAUCACCAUGCAGCUAGGCAACUCUGUGGUAGUAUAUUCUGUGGAAAACUGAAGCUGAGAGACUGAACUCCGGAUCCUCAGUGGAGGAUGGCAGUGACAUGCUUGGCUGAAAAGAUGAUUAAGCCCUGUAUUGAGAUGGUGGAACCACAUGAUGGAAGCAGACUGGAAUUACUGAGAAGGCAGCAGCCCUGGAGAGCAACUGGACCAUAGUAGAUCUCAUAUGAGCAAGGAGUAAACUUUCAUGUGAUAAGUAACUGAGAUCUUGGGGGCUUUUGGUCCUUUAAUUUAGUCAGUUGUGGAUAUGGCAGUGCAGAGAAAUAUGGGAACUCUGAGAAGCCUCUAUGAAGACAGUAGCCUGGCUCAUAUUGCUAUUUUAAAUUUUAGAACCUGAAAUUUUCCUUGUUACAUUUCAGGGAUAUCACAAUCUCUUCCCGGCAGAUACACGCUCCAAAUAGCCUAGGAUAACAAAAUGGGGGGUUUUGAAGCAAAAGAAACAAAAAUAAAUUUCAGAAAAUAUUUCUUCCACUACACUCCCUAUGUUUUCACUUCACUUUUGUACUUGAAAGAACAUUUCCUUUGCCCAAUAAAGAGAAGCAAUGUUAAAAAUACAGUUUAGUUUUACCAGUACACUGGUUCCUAAAUUAGUCUCCUUGACCUAAGUAGGCAUUUCUCAAAAGAAGAUAUACAAAUGGCCAACAGGCACAUGAAAAGAUGCUCCACAUCGCUAAUUAUCAGAGAAAUGCAAAUCAAAACCACAGAGGGGUAUCACCUCACACCUGUCAGAAUGGCCAUCAUCAAAAUGUCUACAAAUAAUAAAUGCUGGAGAGGGUGUGGAUGAAGGGGAGCCCUCUUACACUUUCGGUGGGACUGCAGAUUGGUUCAGCCACUAUGGAAAACUGUAUGGAGGUUGCUUAAGAAACUACAAAUAGAGCUACCAUAUGAUCCAACAAUCCCAUUCCUAGGCGUAUAUCUGGAAAAGACGAAACCUCUAAUUCGGAAAGAUACAUGCACACCAGUGUUCAUAGCAGCCUUAUUUACAAUAGUCAAGACAUGGAAACAAACCAAGUGCCCCUCAACCGAUGAUUGGUUUAAGAAGAAGUGGUACAUACAUACCAUGGAAUAUUACUCAGCCAGAUAAAGAUGAAAUAUUGCCACUUGCAGCAGCAUAGAUGGACCUAGAGAAUAUCAUACAAAGUGAAGUAAGACAGAAAAAGACAAAUAUAUCACUUACAUGUGUAAUCUCAAAAACAAUACAAGUGACUCUAUAUACAAAACAGAAACAGACACACAGACAUAGAAAACAAACUUGUGGUUAGCUAAGGGGAAAGGGAGCAGGGGAGGGAUAAAUGAGGGCUAUGGUAUUAACAGAUACACACUACUGUACAGAAAACACAUAAGCAACAAGGAUUUGCAAAACAAAACAAAAACAACAAAACAAAACACACAAGGAUUUGCUAUAUAGCACAGGGAACUGUAUUCAUUAUCUUGUAAUAACCUAUUAUGAAAAAUAAUCUGAAAAAAUAUGUAUAUAACAAUCACUUUUCUGUACACCGGCGACUAACACAAUAUUGCAAAUCAAGUAUACUUCCGUUAAAAAAAAAAUUAGUCUUCUUGAAAGGAUCAGGAGCUGGGGGUGGUAAUGAAGGGGGUUCAUCAAGCAAUUCUAUUGAAAAUUCUAUUUUAUUUCAAUUCAACCGGCACACUCAGUUUGGAUACCCACAAUCUGGACCACUCUUCUCAGGAAAAGAUGCCCAAAUCCAGCUGUUCUUCCAUGUCCAGUAAGUUUUUGCUAUACUUAAUCUUGGAAAAGCAAGGGACAUUGACAAUGACAAUUACAUAGAGGCAAGGAUAGAGCCACCUUUGUUCUCACUGCCACGAUCUCUCCUAGGCCUCUCUCCACUUCUGAAAAAUAACAAUCACGAGUCCAGUGUAUAUUCAUCAAGUUUGUAGACAAAAGGCUGUGAAACCGAAAGUAGUAUGUCGUGUUGGUUUAACAACUUACCCCCACCAUCACCUUUUAGAAGAGUCAGUAUUACAUCACAGGUGCUCAAUAAGUGCAGCUAUAGAUAUGUGCUUGGCGGGUGAAGGAGAGAGAAUAUGACCCAGAACUUGAUACAGUAUUAUUCCUCUUCAAAAUAAAGUCCUCUCAAUAUGCUGAAAUGGAGUCCUCUCUGGACGCCUCCUGCCCCUUGCACGAUAGGCCAGUAGUACAUUGGGAAAGACCUGGGAAUUCUACUCAGGAUAUCUGGCGUGCUGGUUUCAGUAAUGUGGGGGUAAUUACUUGGCCUCUCUGAUCCUCCAGUUAAGAGGCAGCAUAUUGUUACCAGAUUUUUUUCAGAGAUUUCAGGAAUUUUUAAUACAACAUGAAAAUUCUGAUUUUUGUGCAUCAUUUUCCAUAGUGUUUAUUUUAAUAAUGUCACUAAUGGCUUCUAAAAGGCUUUACAGUGCUGGGCAUAAAUUAAACCCCCCCCCCUUUUUUUUUACCAUUUCCUAAUCUGCUGAAUUCCAGUUAUAUUUAUUAUUUAUUUUAUUUUAGUGAAGUAUAGAUGAUUUACAAUGUUAUGUUAGUUUCAGGUGUAUAGCGAAGUGAUUCAGUUGUAAAUACAUAUAUAUCAUUUUUUUUCAGAUUCUUUUCCCUUAUAGAUUAUUACAAAAUAUUGAGUAUAGUUCCCUGUGCUAUACAGUAGGUCCUUGUUGGUUAUCUAUUUUAUAUAUAGUAGUGUGUAUAUGUUAAUCCCAAACUCCUAAUUUAUCCCUCCUCCCCCUUUCCCUUUUGCUAACCAUAAGUUUGUUUUCUAGGUCUGUGGAUCUAUUUCUGUUUUGUAUAUAAGUUCAUUUGUAUCAUUUUUUUUCAAGAUUCCAUGUAUAAGUAAUAUCAUAUGGUAUUUGUCUUUCUCUUUCUGACUUACUUCACUUAGUAUGAUAAUCUCUCAGUCAUUCCAUGCUGCUGCAAAUGACAUUAUUUCAUAUUUUUAUGGCUGAGUAAUAUGCCAUUGUGCAUAAUAUAUACCACAUGUUCUUUAUCCAUUCAACUGUCAGUGGACAUUUAGGUUGCUUCCAUGUCUUGGUUAAUGUAAACAGUGCUGCAAUGAAUGUUGGGGUGCAUGUAUCUUACUGAAUUAUGGUUUUCUUGGUGCAGCCACUAUGGAGAACAGUAUGGAGGUUCCUUAAAAAACUAAAAAUACAGCUACCAUAUGAUCCUGCAGUCCCACCCCUGGGCAUAUAUCCAGAAAAUCCUGAUUUUAAAAUGAUAUUUAUUUAAAUAAUUUAAAUAAUAAGUAAACAAAUAACAAUACUGUGUGACCCAACACCCUGCAGUUCAAAGAAAACAUGCCUUUAGGUUAGCGUUUCCCCGUGGACCACCCUUUCCAACUCUGAAAACAGCCCGACCCCCUUAUCUCUGGUUGACGGAACAGGAGUAAACCUAGUGUUUAUGGCCUAUGGAGUGAGUCAUUGUUUUUAACACCCCCUUUCUCUGUAUGACAAAAUUAUUUUGUCAUAAUCAGGAAACAAAAUGAAUAAGAAUACUGACUGGAAAGGAAAUGCAGAAAGUGAAAUUUUCAGUUACUGAACAUCGUAAUGAAAAAGUUUUUUUUUUCAGCCUGAACUUCAUUGUAAUUGAUCUUUGCACAUUUGGGUUAAAAUUUGUCAGUAUAUCUUGACUCAUAGUUAAUUGAAGAACAAUUUUUUUUGGAUUUGCAUUUUAUUUAUUUAUUAAAAAUUUUAAAAUUUGAAAUAUAGUUGAUUUACACUGUGCAAAUCUCUGCUGUACAGCAAAGUGACUCAGUUAUACACUUAUGGACAUUCUUUUUUAAUAUUCUUUUCAUUAUGGUUUAAUCACAGGAUAUCAAAUAUAGUUCCCUGUGCUAUACAGUAGGACCUUGUCAUUCAUCCAUUCUGUAUAUAAUAGCUUGCAUCUGCUAACCCAAAACUCCCAGUCCUUUCUUCCCCUACUCCCUUCCCCUUUGACAACCACAAGUCUGUUCUCUAUGUCUGUGAGUCUGUUUCUGUUUUGUACAUACGUUCAUUUGUGCCAUAUUUUAAAUUACACAUAUAAGUUAUAUCAUAUGGUAUUUAUCUUUUUCUGACUUACUUCACUUAGUAUGAUAAUCUCUAGUUGCAUCCAUUUUGCUGCAAAUGGCAUUAUUUCAUAAAGAACACGUCUUAUUAAUUUAAUUUUAAAGUUUUCUUUCACAUGGAGCAACCAACAUACAAAUAGGAAAAAUCUUAAACUUAGGGCUAAUUUUGUCAGAGUCAUAAAAAAUCUCAUUUCACAUUAAUUUCCAGAAAUCACAGUGCUGUCCAUGUCUGUUUCUUUGGGAUUGAAUUUAUCAUCUUUCAUAUGUCUCUACAGUUGAAAAUUUUAAAAUACCAAAAAACUCCACAUGGUCACAGGGAAUGACAGAAAUGAUGGAAUUCAAAUUCUGUUUUCUUAUUUUUAUAAUCCCAUAUUUUGAUUAUCUCAAAUCUACUGUUUAAAUACAGGAAUCAGUAGUGCUAUAGAAAUUGGCAAAGCGAAUUUUACCAUAGUGAGCAUGAACUGUUAUGGACUUACUUUUAAGGGUAUGUGUGUAGCUGAGUCCUCAUUAGUCCACAGUUAACUUCAGCGAAAAGUUCUCUAAAUUAAAUUCUAUGUGGGACACAAUAUCUAUUAAAGAUAAGUAAUAAAAAUAUGCUAACUUGAAGUCUACAUAUACAUUAUUAAAAUUCAACAGUAAUUUCAAUAUUUAUUUAGAAUAGAGACUAAGACAAGAUUUUUGGAGGGGGAUUAUUUCAUCAAUGCUAUUUAUUAGAAUUUCUGGCACAUGGAGACUGAGAUUUAGUCAUUCUGGAAAGAUGAAGCAAGCCAUCCAAGAACUCAGAGUUCAUUAGCAGAAGACCAGGACUGGAACUCAGAUAUCUUGUUUCCUAGCACUGGGUAAUAAGAUGGGUAACACUGCAACAUGAAACAAUUCCUCAGGACUGUAAAAGGGAAAUAAAAAUAAUUAUUAAUUAUUUUAAUAUUAUACCAACCAUUAAUUUAUUGCUUAUUGUGAACUAGGCAUUGUGAUAUGUGUUUUAUAUAGACUGUCUCAUUUAAUUCUCACAACAACAAUUCUGUAAUUAUUAUUCCCAUUAUGCAGAUGAGAAAACUGAGGCUUGUGAGAUGUGUGUCAUCAGAAAGGUAAAGGUGGGAGAGAGCACAUUGAUCAACAGGGCUGUCUAGAGCUGUGAGCUCCUGCUGCAGCCACUGCCACUUUCCCUCCCACCUCCACCCACAUAGCAAUUCAUCUUUUCACUUUUGGGUUCUGGGAAUUUAGGUGGGGUCUGAGUUCUAGACUCUAACAACCUGUGGGUUUGCAGGUGUAAUAUCUAAUCUUCAUUGCUUGGUGAACGAGAGAGGGUGGGACAGAUGUCACCCAGGGCCCUUCCUCAGUGAAGCAUGAACCCCUUAUAAUGAUAGUACGUUGACAACAGUAGCUCCAAUGGGAUCCAGACAGCCUGUGGGCUGCUCUUUCAUGCUCCCAAAUCCUGUUUGUGUCUGGACCUUUAACAGUUUGUCUGGGAGAGUUUGAAACUGCCUUGUCUCAGGUUACCAAUUAGAAAAAUACAACCCCUGUGUACUGAUACUUACUUCUCAUUUUUCACUUUGUAUUCUCCUCACUCAGGCUAUGAGACUUGGGCUGGAAAUCCUGCCCUUCCUUCAUAAGAUUCCUGAAGCUAAAACAUUCCAGCAUUUUGUGAUUUAAAAAAAAAAAAAAAGGUGUUCUCCCUAUCCUGGAGAGGCAGAGCAGUAAACAAAUAGAUUUCUCCAAAGAAUAAUUAAUAAUUCAAAUACUUUUAUCAAUUAAUAGGCUACCAGUAUACUUAAUAACAGAGGCUGAAAUAUUUAAUGUUGUAUUUGUUUUUCAUGUUCCUCUCUGCUGCCUUAGAAAGCUGUCUUCAUAUUUUAUUUUCUCAUUGCCCCUUAUGUCCCCUCAUUUGAUGUAGUUUUUGGAGGAUUUGAGGCAAGAGGCAAACACUAAGAGGUAGAUUGCCACUUGGAUGUUUGACUUAGUAUCUUCUGUAUUUUGGGGAAACACAAAUUGCUAGGGACUUGGAAUCUGAAGAACAAGAUUUUAACCAUUCUUCUGGCACUAAUUUGUGUUAAAUUAGGCAAAAAUCUUAACCUCUGUGGGCCUCAGUUACACUGCUUGUUAGGUGAGAGUAAUAACCUCAACUCCCAGGACCAUUCUGAGAAUUACACUCUUGGCAUAGAGUAGGGGAACAAAAAAGCUUCUUUCACAGGGACCACAGGAAAUAGGACCUAAAUAUCUGAUGUGUAAAUAUUAUGCACCUUGAAGUUAGAACUGUGUUUCAGAUCUCUGGAAUAUUCUUUUGUAUACGACAAGAGUUUGUUCUUCAGUUUGACUCGCCAUGUGUUUGCUGCCUAUUUGUGUUGGCUGCAUAAUCUAGAGGUGCCUUAUUUUCCUGGUGGGAAUAGUGGAGAGGAGAAUUUUGUGCAUCCUUUGAUGUGGCCAAUCCUUAACUUGAGCUUUUGUCUGAUGCCAGAGACAUGAUUCAUCUCUGAGACCAUGUCCUCGAGAAGUACUUUUACCCAUGAAAGAGCAGAAAAAAGCCCCGGCUCUGAUGUUUGACCAGGUAAGGGAGAGACUAGCUUGAGAACUGCUCUCCUUCCACCUACAGACUCCCGGAAGAGGAAAGCACAGGUGCUUUCACCAUGAAACUAAUAAAACCUGAGUCAGAAGCUUUGAAGUUGUUUAAAACGUUCAGAGAUCUGGGCUGCUGCCGAAGUUGGAAGCCUAGAGUGCAUAGUUUUCUUUUAAGGAUACCACUUACGAUAUUUUGAUUCUGAAAGUUCAAGAUUAUGAAAUGGGAACUGGAGGCAAAGGAAGCUAUCAGUAAAUCGAUCUGUGUAAUAAAGUAAUAGGAAUUUCCUAUUUUUCCUGGUGGUCCCCAGGAAGUGUUCAAAGGCCUCUGAACUUGGGGAAGCAUAAGGGAAAAUACAGGCAAGAGGAGAGGGAAGAGUACCACAGAUGUUGAGGAUAAGGGUCUGAGAAGAGAAACAGCCAGGAAAGGACAUUGGGCUGAUAUGGUCAGGAAAUGUUACAAGAGAGCCUUAAUAGUCAGUUGUAAGUUGUUUCCUCUUCUGUGCUCUAAUCUUCUCCUUAAACCUGCUACUCACAUCAACUCUGUGAUUGUGAUGACCUGGGGCAUGGGGAAGAGGGGCUGUGUCCAUGCUGAAGGGGACAGCAGGCCCAGGGAGGGUGACAAGGCACAGAUGACCAUAAUGAUGAUGAUCUGAGGAGGAGCUUGGAGAAAAGAUGAUGGAACAAAUAAGAGAUGAGAGAGAAUGCAAGCAUCCCCCCAGCAUGGAAACUCUCAGAGGAUCUGACUGGUGAUAACUUAAACUCAGUGCAGAAAGGGGGCUCUCAUUUUUGUAUUUAGAUAGUGAAAAUUGUGACCUCAGAGGUGGAAAUUUGGACCGAAAAUGCAAUACUCUGAGCUGGCUCAGACACAUGUCCACCCAGAGAGUAAGGCCAGGCCAACUUGGAUCUCAAAGAGGGGAAGAUACCGAUGAUCUGUGCACAGACACACUCCACUUGUGGGUUGUGGGAAGGUGGUCAGACACCCAGAGGCUCAGAGCACACUUCCCAGGCUUUACCGGGCUCAGCUCAUCAAAGAGACUGCCAGAAUUUUAAGAGGAAUUCCCAUCAGAGUGGGAGGAUAGACCAGCACCAGGGGAAUGAGAAAGAGAGGAAGAAAAUUCCACUUAGAAACAAGAAACAGAACCAAAGAACAAAGGGUGGAAUUCCAGGAAGAGAGAACAGAAAUUUUCUCCCCAAGGUGAAAUGUGUGUGAAAAUCACUUUUUCAUUCAGAAUCGUGGCGUCUGUAGUAUUCUGGGGAAAGCUCCAGAAAGUCAGACAACUCACUUCUCAGGAAGUCAUAUAUGCAUGAGGCUGCAAGUGCAGAGCACAGAGCAAGCCCAGUCACAUAGCUCUUUUUUUUUUUUUUGGCUGCGUUGGGUCUUCGUUGUGGUGCGCGGGCUUCUCAUUGCGGUGGCUUCUCUUGUUGCAGAGUACAGGCUCCAGGCACAUGGACUUCAGUAGUUGCAGCACAUGGGCUCAGUAGUUGUGGCUCGCGGGCUCCAGAGUGCAGGCUCAGCAGUUGUGGCACAUGGGCUCGGCGGCAUGUGGGAUCUCCCCAGACGAGGGAUCGAACCCGUGUCCCCUGCAUCGGCAGGUGGAUUCUUAACCACUGCGCCACCAGGGAAGGCCCAGUCACAGAGCUCUUGACCUCACUUGUGUGUUUUCCACCUCCCAGCCUUGCCUAAGCCAUCCUUCCCCUCUUUCCAAAUCUCUGAAUCAUCUUCCCAUGCUAACUGUAUCUGGAAGGCUUGUGUCUGCUCCCAUCAGCCCUCAGGCAUAUCCCCAUGCAGAGCUGACCGUUGACUGAUGUGCAGAACUAAAUGCAGCUCUUCCUUUACUGCAUUGAGGGGUAUUUUUCAUAUGUGUUUGCUCUGGAUGCACUGAAGUCUUUCUCAGGGAAGGCUUAGUGGCUUACAGCAUUGGACAUGGGCUCCAAUCCUGGCUCUGCCUCUUUUUAGCUAUAUGACUGGGGCAAGUUCACCUAACCUAGAAAUAGAGAAACAGUAAUACCCACCUCACUGAGUUGUUGUGAAGAUCAAAUAAAACUACACAUGAAAAGCACUUACACGGUGUCUGGCACAUACUAAAUGCUCAAUAAAAAAGAUUAUUCGGGCUUCCCUGGUGGCGCAGUGGUUGAGAGUCCGCCUGCCGAUGCAGGGGACACGGGUUCGUGCCCCGGUCCGGGAAGAUCCCACAUACUGCGGAGCGGCUGGGCCCGUGAGCCAUGGCCGCUGAGGCUGUGCGUCCAGAGCCUGUGCUCCGCAACGGGAGAGGCCACAACAGUGAGAGGCCUGUGCACCGCAAAAAAAAAAAAAAAAAAGAU
Orcinus orca (killer whale) is the source of this 9752-nucleotide messenger RNA. Its product is annotated as glutamate carboxypeptidase 2-like. The record is from RefSeq and is a predicted model, not a curated record. The transcript is spliced from 7 exons. The coding region runs from base 1 to 690 and encodes 229 amino acids. NCBI's taxonomy places the organism in Eukaryota, Metazoa, Chordata, Mammalia, Artiodactyla, Delphinidae. Gene Ontology annotation, molecular function: carboxypeptidase activity.